AUGGUCGGAAUUGGCCCCAAGCGCCCCCCAUCCCGCAAGGGAUCGAUGUCCGAUGUGCCUCAGAAUCUUCUGCAGCAGAUCAAGGAUUUUGAGGACAUGUUUACCGUGGACCGCGCCAAGCUCAAGCAGGUGGUUGACCACUUCGUCAAGGAGCUUGAAAAGGGUCUCAGUGUGAAGGGUGGUAACAUCCCAAUGAACGUUACCUGGGUUAUGGGUUUCCCCGAUGGAGAAGAACAGGGAACCUUUCUCGCCUUGGAUAUGGGUGGAACCAACCUGCGCGUUUGUGAGAUUACCUUGACGGAAGAGAAGGGAGGCUUCGACAUCUGCCAAGCCAAGUACCGCAUGCCUGAAGAACUGAAGACCGGCACCGCUGAGGAGCUGUGGGAAUACAUCGCCGACUGCAUUCAGCAGUUCAUUGAGUUCCACCACGGAGAGGAGGGACUGGAAUCAUUGCCACUGGGCUUCACCUUCUCCUACCCGGCUACACAAGACUACAUUGAUCAUGGUGUUCUUCAGCGCUGGACCAAGGGCUUCGACAUUGACGGUGUCGAGGGAGAGGAUGUCGUCCCUCCCCUGGAGGAGACCCUGAAGAGAAAGGUAUGCCCUCUCCAGCUUGUCGUUGCCGAUCUACAGAUACCUGACAUGUGUGCUUCACAGGGACUUCCAAUCAAGGUCGCUGCUUUGAUCAACGAUACCACUGGAACACUCAUCGCCUCGUCCUACACUGAUCCUGAGAUGAAGAUUGGGUGUAUUUUUGGUACAGGGGUCAAUGCGGCCUACAUGGAGGAUGUUGGCUCCGUCCCCAAACUGGCUCACAUGAACCUGCCCCCAGACAUGCCAGUGGCCAUCAAUUGCGAGUACGGUGCUUUCGACAACGAGCACGUUGUUCUUCCUCUUACAAAGUACGAUCACAUCAUUGACCGUGACUCUCCCCGCCCUGGUCAGCAGGCCUUCGAGAAGAUGACAGCCGGUCUCUACCUAGGAGAGAUCUUCCGUCUAGCCCUCAUUGAUCUCCUGGACAGCAGACCAGGACUGAUCUUUCAGGGCCAGGACACCAGCAAGCUGCGGAAGCCGUAUCUGCUGGACGCUUCCUUCCUGGCUGCCAUCGAGGAGGACCCGUACGAGAACUUGCAGGAGACACAGGAGCUGUUCGAGCGCCAAUUGAACAUCAAGCCAACCUUGGCCGAGCUCGAGAUGGUUCGUCGUCUGGCUGAGUUGAUCGGUACGCGUGCGGCUCGUCUGUCGGCCUGCGGUGUCGCCGCUAUCUGCAAAAAGAAGAACAUCGAGAGCUGCCACGUUGGUGCGGACGGCUCCGUCUUCACUAAGUACCCUCACUUCAAAGCCCGUGGUGCCCAGGCUCUACGCGAAAUCCUGGACUGGGCCCCUAACGAGAAGGACAAGGUCACCAUUAUGGCGGCCGAGGAUGGUUCCGGUGUCGGUGCCGCGCUGAUCGCCGCUUUGACCCUCAAGCGUGUCAAGGCCGGUAACCUGGCUGGUAUCCGGAACAAGGACGAUAUGCAGAAACUGCUUUAA
This is a messenger RNA of Aspergillus thermomutatus, 1533 nucleotides long. RefSeq names its product putative hexokinase Kxk. NCBI's taxonomy places the organism in Eukaryota, Fungi, Ascomycota, Eurotiomycetes, Eurotiales, Aspergillaceae. The record is from RefSeq and is a predicted model, not a curated record. The transcript has 4 exons. The coding region runs from base 1 to 1533 and encodes 510 amino acids. Gene Ontology annotation, biological process: intracellular glucose homeostasis; glucose 6-phosphate metabolic process; glycolytic process. Gene Ontology annotation, molecular function: D-glucose binding; ATP binding; glucokinase activity. Gene Ontology annotation, cellular component: mitochondrion; cytosol.